AUGAUGGAGCUGGAGCUCAGUAACAGAAGCGAACUGGGAGCUGUUGGGGACUCUCUGCAGCCACAAACACCCAGCAGACACGAAAAGAGCCUAGGACUGCUCACUACCAAGUUUGUUACUCUACUACAGGAGGCCAAAGACGGAGUGCUAGAUCUGAAAGCGGCAACGGACACAUUGGCUGUGCGGCAAAAGCGUCGUAUCUACGACAUAACUAAUGUCCUGGAAGGAAUUGGGCUGAUAGAGAAGAAAUCCAAGAACAGCAUUCAGUGGAAAGGGGUCGGUCCUGGGUGCAACACGAGGGAGAUUGCAGAUAAACUAAUAGACCUUAAAGCAGAACUGGAUGAUCUGGCUCUGAGGGAACAUGAGCUGGACCAGCAGAGAGUUUGGGUUCAACAGAGCAUCAAGAAUGUCACAGAUGACUCUAAUAACAGUCCCAUGGCUUAUGUAAAGCAUGAGGAUCUUUGUGGAGUUUUCAAAGGUGACACACUUCUUGCUAUACGUGCUCCAAUUGGUACACAACUAGAAGUGCCCAUCCCAGAAAGUGUGGUAAAUGGACAAAGGAAAUACCAGAUUAGGCUCAAGAGUUCGUCUGGCCCUAUAGAAGUCUUGUUGGUCAAUAAGGACCCGUCCAGUGCCUCUCCUGUUGUUUUGCCUGUUCCUCCUCCAGAUGAUGUCCUUCAGAGUCUUCCAGCCCCCACUGCUGCUUCUCAGACGGCGGUCACACAUUCAACCAAAUCUGGUUCCACUCCUACAUCAGUCACUUCAACCAUUGUCCCAACCAAAACAGAACCAACGACUACCACUCUCCUCAUGUCCACGACAGAGACACCUGCAGUUAGUCAGCAACUUCAGUCGUCUGCUUCUUUGGACAGUUCAUCAUCGUCGGCCUCUGCAGUAUUUGAGCCUAUAAAGUCUGAUCCUUCUGAGUUGUUGGACUUUCCCAAAGAGCUUUCUGAGAUGUUUGAUCCCACAAAAGAGAUUAUGGGGGGAGAUUUGUUAGAAGACCUAAUGUCGUCUGAAGUGUUCUCGCCUCUCCUGCGACUGUCCCCUCCACCCAGUGACCAUGACUAUAUUUAUAACCUGGAUGAGACAGAAGACAAAAGGCAGCGCCAAUGUGCACAGUGGUUCCCACAGGAGAGUAGUCCUCGGCUUGUCUUCUUGUACCAGUACCUGGUGGAGUCAAUAGGUGCCAAAAUGCCACAACAGAAGGAUAUUGUCAAAAUCGCCAUCCAGAUGCCAGGGGCCUAUCCUCAGCUCAUUCAACUGGACCAGAAAAAGCCUCUGUCUGCAGUCAUAAAGGAAGUUAGUGAUGGGUGGAACCUCCCAGGUCCAGACAACUACGCUUUGCAAUAUGCCGAUGGGGUGCAGACCUAUAUUACUGAAUCAAAUCGCCUUGACAUCAAGAACGGCUGCAUCCUGCGUCUGACCAAAGCUCCGGGGCGUUGUGCAGAAGACUUGUUCAAAGGCAUCCAGAGCUCAGAUUCCGGCGUGCGUUGUGAUUCGCUGAAGGAGCUGGCCAACGUGUCCACAGAUGUGACUUUUGCACAGGAGUUCAUAAGCAGAGACGGACACCUGCUAUUGGUCAAGAUAGUGGAGGAUUCUCAUGAGAGCGCUGUUAUUAUGACACACACGCUCACUGCCUUCAUGGAAUUGAUGGAUCAUGGGAUUGUCUCGUGGGAGAACCUCUCAAAUAUCUUCAUCAAAAAGAUCGCGAGCUUUGUCAACGGGAAGUCCAACGAUGCGUCUAUCCAGCAGGUUUCUCUGGACAUCCUGGAGAGCAUGGUCCAGAGCAGUCACAGCUUGUUUAUGCAGGUUAAAAAUGAAGUAACCAUGGAGAGGCUAAUAGCACACCUCCAAGUGACAAACCAGCUGAUACAGACCAAAGCCAUGGCUCUGCUUAUGGCUUUGCUGCAGACGGCUGGAGACUCGGACAGAGAGGACAUGUUUGAGUUUCUGAAUAAAAAAAACAUGAGGCAGUAUAUCUACAAGAACAUUAUCCAUAGUUCGGGUUCAGUCCAGGAUGAGAUGGCUCAUUACCUUUACGUGCUUCAAUCCGUGACAUUAAAUCAUUUAGAGCCACGGAUGAGGACGCCGCUGGACAGUUACAACCAGGAACAAAGAGACAUCCUCCAUCGCUUACGACAAGCCGCUUUUGAGACUGAACCGGAAAACAAUUUGAGCCAUGAAAGGCGACGCUCACUGUGUGCGAAGGAGUUCAAGAAAUUAGGUUUUUCGAACAAUAGUAAUCCUGGUCAAGACUUGGUCAGGACUCCCCCCGGGCUGUUGGCGCUGGACACCAUGUUUUAUUUUGCCACACGGUAUCCAGACGCCUACAGCAGAUUUGUGCUAGAAAACAGCAGCAGAGAAGACAAACAUGAGUGUCCGUUUGCCAGGAGCAGCAUCCAGCUCACGUUGAUCCUGUGUGAAAUCCUUUGUAUUGGAGAAACUCCCUCGGAGACAAGGUCCAGUUAUCACCCGAUCUUCUUCAGUCAGGACAGACUCCUGGAGGAGCUCUUCUGUGUUUGUAUUCAGCUUCUCAACAAGACGUGGAAGGAGAUGAGAGCCACACAGGAGGACUUUGACAAGGUGAUGCAAGUGGUGAGGGAGCAGAUCACACGGACACUUUCCAGUAAGCCCACGUCUCUGGAGCUCUUUAAAAACAAAGUGAAUGCUCUGAACUACAGCGAGAUCCUCAAACUACGACAGACAGAGCGAUUGCAUCAGGAGGAAACGCUGGCUCCCCCUGUGCUCGAGCUUAAGGAGCGACUGAAGCCGGAGCUGUUGGACCUGAUACGCCAGCAGAGACUAAACCGGCUCUGUCAGGGGACCAUGUUCAGAAAGAUUAGCAGCAGGCGGAGACAAGACAAACUAUGGUACUGCCGCCUAUCGCCCAAUCACAAAAUGCUUCACUACGGUGAUGUGGAGGACGACACUGACAUGCCACCAAUCGAAACACUACAGAAGAAAAUUCCAGUAGCCGAUAUAAAGGGUUUGCUGACAGGAAAAGACUGCCCUCAUAUGAAAGAUACCAAAGGAAAACAAACUAAGGAAGUGCUGGACCUGGCCUUUAGCAUCACCUAUGAUGUUGAAGACAGCCUCAACUUCAUUGCUCCAUCUAGAACUGACUUCUGCCUGUGGACAGAUGGCCUGAGCGUUCUUCUUGGCCGAGACAUGAGCAGUGAGUCCAUGCGCAGCGAGCUGGAGAUCCUCUUGUCCAUGGAGAUCAAGCUGCGGCUCUUGGACCUGGAAAACGUUCAGAUUCCGGAAAGCGCACCUGCCGUUCCCAAACCGCCGAGUAACUACAACUUCUGCUACGACUUCAGCCAAACUGAGCAGUAG
Messenger RNA from Knipowitschia caucasica, 3339 nucleotides. Lineage: Eukaryota; Metazoa; Chordata; Actinopteri; Gobiiformes; Gobiidae. The record is from the annotation of a GenBank genome assembly.